This is a messenger RNA of Talaromyces atroroseus, 2424 nucleotides long. RefSeq lists its product as hypothetical. Lineage: Eukaryota; Fungi; Ascomycota; Eurotiomycetes; Eurotiales; Trichocomaceae. The record is from RefSeq and is a predicted model, not a curated record. The transcript has 9 exons. Gene Ontology annotation, cellular component: cytoplasm; actin filament. Bases 1 to 2424 code for a protein of 807 amino acids. Gene Ontology annotation, molecular function: actin filament binding; actin monomer binding. Gene Ontology annotation, biological process: actin filament depolymerization; barbed-end actin filament capping.
AUGCAGUCGGGAAUAUCGGUCUCGUCUGAGUUGCACGAUGCCUUUCAAGCAUUUACCUCGGAUACUUCUCAAUUUGCGCUGCCCAUUACCAUCAACUCUGAGAGCCUGAAGCCCCGUGCUGCAAUUCCCUUUUCGGGCUCCUUCUACUCGUCUCUCCCUCGGCUCCAAUCCGUCCUCGAGCCCAAAACACCUCUCUUCCUAGUCCUCCGCCACUCGCCCUCCAUCGGCCUCGUAGCCCUGACAUAUAUCCCCUCUAAUGCAGGUGUUAGAGCCAAGACACUAUUUGCCUCGACUCGCGCUACGUUGACCCGAGAACUGGGCAGCGAGAAGUUUGUCACCACAAUCUUCGCCACCGAGGAAGAAGAGGUAUUCGGAGAAGAUGCAUGGAAGGAGCGCGACCUGGAGGGCAAUGGUACUUCCAAUGCUUCGUAUAAGAGAGAGGACUUGAUGGACGAGAAGGAGAGGGAAUUGGAAGCUGUUCGGCGGGCAGAAGAGGAAGCUAGGCAUGGAACAGCGGGGCGUGAUGUUGGUACUGGGGGCAGUUUAGCACGAGCAAGCGGCAUUGCCACAGGGGGUGGUAUUGGAGUGAAUAUGCCUGUAGAUGAGGACGCAAAAACCGCUCUACGAUCUAUACAAGAUGGAGGGUUGGUUCAGCUGUCCAUUGCUGUCAAAUCCGAAACCAUCACACUCGCCGCUGCGGAGUCGAAUAUCUCUGCGAACGCCGUGGCCUCUAAGAUUUCAGACUCUGCGCCGCGAUAUACCUUCUAUCAUUAUCCCGGAUCUGACGUGGUGAUUUUCAUAUACACAUGCCCCACCGGAUCAUCCAUCAAGGAGAAAAUGCUUUAUGCAAGCACACGUCGAGGGGCAAUCCAGUUGGCGGAAGCGGAAGGAGUGAGGGUCAGCAAAAAGAUCGAAGGGUCUUCGCCGGAUGAAAUCACCGAGGCACGACUGAAUGAGGAGGUUUAUAAUCUUCGGGCAGCCGUCACGGUCCUUUUCGAGGCGCGUGCAUUCGAAACAGUAGAAAGCGUCGCUGAUACCCUCGCCACCGCAGACGAUACAUUUGUUCUGGUAGUUACCGAAGGAGCACUCGUCACACACGCGCACGAGCGUUGUUGGCCGCACGUAGGAAUCGCAUACAGGGCAUUUGCCGUCGCACUUGUCACAGAGUCUGCCGAUGGAGAUGCCUGGUUGUUUGCGGCACAUGACAAGAUCGGGGUGAUGGCGGGACAUGGUGACAGGUGUCAGAGCGCAAAUGAAACGUCGAGAGGUGAAGAAGAUGUGAUGAGGAGAAGAGGAAAGAACCCGAAAAGGCUGUCCAGGAAGGUUCCACGGGACGUGGCCCGAGCGCCACCCCCAGAAGUUAAUCCAUGGCCUGCACGGCGACGACUUGCGACUCGCACGAUAUACAAAUUCCUUCUCGACAGGGCCUUGCGUCGCAUUCUGCUUGUAGCUGCCAGUCUUCAACCAAAUAUGGCGGAAGAGACUCUGCCCUCCGCAGUUUCUGUUCCUCAACCAGAGGAAAACGCUUCUCCAGAAGCAGGUCAGAAAAGGCGCAAGUCGUCAGUCUCUGAAAAUGGCACCAAACGACGGCGUAUUAGUGACCAGCAUGAGGACGAUGCUCGACCGUCCCCGCCGCAGCCUACUGCGGGACAGGCCAUAGGCACAGCGAGACCUUCAAGAAACGCUGCCACGGCUACGGAAGAACGGAAGCGGGGACAAAGACUCUUUGGGGGUUUGCUUGGCACAUUAUCUCAAACACCGUCGACGGUAGCACAGAAGCGGCGGGCAGAUAUUGAGCAGCGCCAACAAGCAAAGCUCAAGCUGCAGAAUGAACAGCAGAGUGAAGCAAGGCGCAAGGAAAAAGAGGAUAUGAUGAUUGAGCGGCGAAAACAGCAAAGAGAUUUGGAAGCUUCUUCGAUGGGCGUCAGGCAUCGAAAUUUGCUUCAAGCAGCCAAUUUUUUGCGAACAAAGGUGGAGCCUGUUUUAUUAUGGCGACCUUUCCAGUUACGAGAUGAAGAUGAGGACGCGAUCGCGAGACAGCGUCAGGAAGUGAAUGAAAUCAUUUCUAAAGAAAAGGCGGACUUUGAAGAACGCUGGCAUGGGCGAGAAGAGGAAGAGGAAACUGAAAAGGGAGGCAUACAAAAGGAAUUAAAUACAAAGGAUGGUCCUUCAGACGAGUCAAGGGAGACAAAUGAAACAUCCAACGGAGAAAAGCACACAAGCCCUCAGGAUAUCGAUAGCAAAUCCGGGAAAGAAAUAGACCAAAGCAAACAAGAAAAAGAACGAAUCGCGUCGACAUCUUCAGCAACAGAUAGGGGUGAUCAAAGCACCGAUGGUGCGCAUAUGCAAUCGACGCACCAGCGUCCAGAUGAUGAGGGGGAAGAGGUCAUGGAAGAGGAUAAGGAAGAUAUGGUUCUCUAUUAA